AUGGCGACGCGAAUUCACGUUCGCAGCGGCCUCACCCAAUGCCUACUGCUGGCUAUGGGGAACCAAACCAGCGAGAGCACUUUGGUUCUGAAGAGCGGAAAGAUAAAUAGCUCCAACCAAAGCCCCGCCGACGCGCCCCCGCACGUCACUCAUCCUGCCUGGCACACUGGCACACUGGCGGCUCCGCGCGCGCUCCCCACGAUGGCGACGCAGCGGCGACACCUCGCUUUCCUCUCUGCACUGGCGCUGCUGGGAACAGUGGGAAUUCUGCUGACCGUCAUUCCCACCGAAGAAACGAAGGGCUCCCCUGAAAACAGGUAUGGGGUGGUUUUCGACGCAGGAUCCUCGCACACUUCCAUGUACAUCUACAAAUGGCCGGCUGAUAAACAAAAUGGCACUGGAAUCGUCUCCCAGCACAGCGAGUGUCACGUGGAAGGUGGAGGAAUAUCCAGCUACACUGGCUCACAUGGGCGUGCAGCACACAGUCUGGAGUCCUGUUUAAAACAGGCUAUGAUGGACAUUCCCAAAUCCAAACACCAUUCAACGCCACUGUAUCUUGGAGCCACUGCAGGCAUGAGACUAUUAAAUGAAACCAGUCACAUCGAGUCAGAGAAGAUACUGGAGGAGGUUGGUAGCAAACUGCGCUCCUAUCCUUUCAACUUCAGUGGGGCGACCAUCUUGAGUGGACAGGAGGAGGGCGCGUAUGGCUGGGUCACCGUCAACUACUUACUGGAGAACCUUGUUAAGUAUGGCUUCAUUGGGCGCUGGGUGAGGCCUAACAGAGAAACAGUUGGGGCUCUGGAUUUGGGUGGGGCCUCCACUCAGAUUACCUUUGAGACCCCAGAAAAGGUGGAGGACAAGAACAACGUCAUGGAGCUGAGGCUUUAUGGACGGGACUACCAACUGUACACCCAGAGCUUUCUGUGUUAUGGCAAAGACCAAGUCCUACGGAGGUUGAUGGCCCUGCUCAUCACGACUCAAGGCCUGGCCGGCACCUUGUCCCAUCCCUGCUAUCCAGCAGAUUUCAACACCUCCCUUCACCUGGGGAGGGACAUCUUUGAUUCCCCCUGUGUUGAAAAGUACAGACCAGCGUCAUUCGACCCCCAGCUGUCAAUAACAGUACAGGGCAGCGGGAACUACCAGUCCUGUUUGGGAAACAUAACACGGAUCUUCUCCUUUGACCGGUGUUCUUACUCCAAAUGCUCCUUUGAUGGCGUCUUCCAGUCCAGUGUGACGGGAAACUUCAUGGCAUUCUCAGCCUUUUUUUACACGCAACACUUGCUUCAGCGCAUCGCCGGCACCUCUAUCACACACCCAUGCCUUCUGAAAGAGGCAAACGACAAUGUCUGCAACAUGACCUUCUCUGAGAUGUUAAUAAAGGCACCAGACCAGAAGAAGCACCUGAAGGAUUUCUGCGCUAUGACCACUUUCAUGCAAGUGCUCCUGCUUAAGGGCUAUGGCUUUGAUGAGCUCUCCUUCCCGCACAUCUCUUUUCAAAAAAAGGCAGGGGACACGUCUGUUGGCUGGGCACUGGGAUACAUGCUGACUCAGAGCAGUCUGGUGCCAGGAGAGGACACCGCUCUGAUAAAGGCUCUUCCUCCAGGGGCCUGGGCUGGCAUCCUCUUCCUCUUUGUCCUCCUCCUCAUAGUGGUUUUGGGAUACUUUGCAUCCAUGACCUGUCAAAAGAAAGGUGAUGGACGUAUAAUAUAGGACUUGCAUCGUGAUAUUUCCGAGUUCUAUACAUAUUCAUUCUAAAGUAUGCUCUUGUCUGCCUUCUUCUUGAAACUGGUUCUGAGACAAAAAACACAUUUUGCAGGACCAAUUAGUUUAUAAGCAUUUUUUUUGUAUUUGAUUGCUUGUUUUCC
Messenger RNA from Lampris incognitus (smalleye Pacific opah), 1865 nucleotides. RefSeq names its product ectonucleoside triphosphate diphosphohydrolase 2-like. The record is from RefSeq and is a predicted model, not a curated record. The coding region runs from base 1 to 1710 and encodes 569 amino acids. Gene Ontology annotation, cellular component: plasma membrane. Gene Ontology annotation, molecular function: GDP phosphatase activity; UDP phosphatase activity. NCBI's taxonomy places the organism in Eukaryota, Metazoa, Chordata, Actinopteri, Lampriformes, Lampridae. The transcript is spliced from 11 exons. Gene Ontology annotation, biological process: nucleoside diphosphate catabolic process.